AUGCAGAAAGCCCUUGUUGCAGAAGUGGGAGCUACCACCCUACAUGAAUUCGCAAAGAAAUGCAUGCUUGUGGACCAAAACCUACAGAGAAUUCAAGAAAAGGAGAAGAGAAUGAAGCCACAGCCGUUCGCCUACCAGAAGCAGAGUGGCCAGAGCCCUACUGCUAGUACUGCUGUUGAAAUAGUGGCACCACAGAAGAAGCUCUACCGCUCUCCCCACCAAGAUCCUGAGAAAGAAUCGCUCAUGAAGCUUGGCAAAUGCUUCCAUUGCCACGAAAGCGGCCAUCGUGCUCAUGACUGCCCUCAGAAACAGAAAGGCAGACUCAAUGAGAUCUCUGAUACUGAGGAUCCUACCCAGUAUGAGUCGGGAAAAGAAUAG
This is a messenger RNA of Pseudogymnoascus destructans, 378 nucleotides long. RefSeq lists its product as uncharacterized. The transcript has a single exon. NCBI's taxonomy places the organism in Eukaryota, Fungi, Ascomycota, Leotiomycetes, Thelebolales, Thelebolaceae. The record is from RefSeq and is a predicted model, not a curated record. Bases 1 to 378 code for a protein of 125 amino acids. Gene Ontology annotation, molecular function: nucleic acid binding; zinc ion binding.